AGAUUUUUAGAUUGCAAAUGUGAGUAAAAAAACUGUAUAUUAUUGAAUCAGUUGUUAGAAAUGAAUGCAUCUAGUUAACUCUCUAUUUGUUAAUAUCCGUUGAAGAUAAUGGAUUUGAAGUUCCAUGUACCAAUAUUGAGUGUAUUAACUUUCUUCGCUUUUUUUGUCGGAACGUUUGAUGCAUCUCCUCUUAAUGUCAAGGCGGCUAAAACUGUUUCCACGACUCGUCUGCGGAGACAAGCAUGGUGCGGAGGAGUAUUACGUGCUGAUACAGGUGUUAUCCAACUCCCUACAAUAGAUCACAACGAGAAUGAACUUUACGAAGCUAAUACAGAGUGCAAGUGGAAGAUCAAAGUACCGGAUGGGCAUCACGUGGUCAUAGAUUCGGAAUACUUUGACCUGGAAGCUAGUGCUAACUGUCAGUAUGAUUAUGUUCGGGUAGUGGAUGCGUCACGGAAUAACACAUUCUGCGGCAAGGAGCACUUGGUCUACGUUUCCAUUAGCAACGAGCUUACUGUGACAUUCACAUCUGACAACGAUGUCAGCGGCAAAGGAUUCAAAUUCAAAGUGACUUCCGUUCCGAAUUUAACAGAAGGAAGAUGCAACAGCACGAUUCUGGCAAUCAAUGGUCAGGACGGUGACAUCUGGAAUUAUGACAAGCCGGGAAACUGCUUUUACUCUUUAGAGGCGCCCGCAGGUCUUACGGUUCAAAUUACACUGAGGUUCAUUAAUUUUGGCUCCUCUUCAAGUGAUGAAAAACGUAUUGUGAUUCGUGAUGGUGUAAGCACACAUGGCGAUCAUCUUUGGAAGAUCUCUAGUGGUGAGCCUUUACGGAAAAAGUCAGCAUGUGCUAAUCACCUCUUUAUUGAGUACCAUAACCAGGGCAGCACCAAAGCCGUCCGAUUCUAUCUUACAUAUUCCAUCUUAACGUGCACGACAGAACCGGCGACUCACCCUCCAUUCGUCGAAGGAGAAAACGAUUGCGGAUGCGAAAAGCAAGCAGUCUGUGUUCUACAAGGCUUCGAAAAGAUGUGCAUUCCUGGGUCUCAGUGUGAUGUUGAUCUCUGUGCGAAUGGAGCCACGUGCGUGAAUACCAGACGAGGUGACCAGUGUUUCUGUUCCGGUGGGUUCACUGGGAAAUUAUGUAAUGAAACGGCAGGCUCCAUUAUGGGUCAUCUGAAAUUCAUAGAAGUGCCACAAAGCAGGAUGGUAAAAAAAGGCGGACAAUCGGUAAGCUUGUGCAGAGUGGAAAGCCCAGCUUCAGAAGAAAAAGUUGUGUACACUUGGUAUUUUAAAGAAAAGACUAUUGAAGAUUACAAAGACCGUACUAAGUUGAGAGAUGGAGAAGGCUUACUGUUGAUUAAUGACUUCAAUGUAGAGUUUGAAGGUAGAUACACCUGUGUGGCAAGAGCGGGAAACGUAACUGCGGAACACACAAUAACACUUUCCAUGGAUGAAUGCUUUCUAGGGAUCAAUGGUCCAAAGGAUACUGUUGACUACACCGGUAGAACUGUUAUUCUGUCAUGUUCGAUUGAAGAAGCCGGCGACAUUUGGUGGGAGAAGGACAAUGUGACAAUAGAUAUAGGAGGACAAUUUCACAUUUGGCAGAGUAAGACUAUAAACAACCUCCGGAUUGCUAUAGCAGAGGAACAGGACUCGGGUGUGUACACGUGCGUUGCCAGGGAUAUUACGGGCUGUAAGAACCGACGCAGUGCUACGCUCACAAUACAGAACUGGGGAAAGCACGAAACAUAUUGUGGAAAAUCGUACCCUGAUCAGAUAAAUGAAGAUAGGGCCUCACCACUCAUUGCUAUGGGUUUAAAUGCCAAUCCAAAGGAGAACCCGUGGCACGUCAGUUUAUUUUCUAUGGAUAUUAUGCAUCCUUUUUGUGGUGGGUCACUUAUAUCCCAGAGUUUCGUAGUGACUGCAGCUCAUUGCAUAACCGACCGCUGGACGGAGGAACAGUUCAAGGCAUCCGUUCUGAUUGAAUUCGCCAGUCUUAGCUGUACUCUAGACGGAAAUGAAAUACGACGUGUUAAAUUCAUCUAUAUUCACCCUCAGUACAACAAGACGGCACCGUUUGACAGCGAUAUAGCCCUACUCGAACUAAGUGAACCGGUUGAAUAUUCUCUCAACAUUCGUCCUAUAUGUGUACAAUCAUAUUCAAAAACUGAAAAAUAUAUGAUUGGUGCAAGUUAUACGCAAGGAAAGGCGGUUGGGUGUGGAGGAGUCCAGCACCUUGGCCGGCAGUCAUUGAAACUCCAGCAAAUUAUGCUGCCCUACGUACAAAGAGCUGACUGUAAGGACGAUUUAGAGACAACAGGCAUUUACAAAUUUACAAAAAACAUGAUAUGCGCAGGUUAUAAGCAAUGGCGAGUUGGUGACGUUUGUCGUGGUGACAGUGGUGGUGGUUUCAUGAUGGAACUCCCAGGGGGAUUUAAGUGGGUGCUCGCUGGUAUUGUCUCCUUUGGCUUCCGAUGUAACGAUCCUGAUCACUACUCAUAUUUUACCCACGUUGGAAUGUUCUAUGACUGGAUUGAAAGCAUUGCCAAAUUUAACGAUGAAAAGGUCAAACUGGACUUUCUUGUUACUACACGUAGUGAUCCUGAGAGUGUUGUCAUGCACGUUACCAACGCUUCAACAGUCGGUCGAGAUAACAACUGUAGCGGUAUAUGGUCUGACACCGACGAAGGAUUUACGGGUUACAUCCUGUACACGGCACCAAAAUACGAGGACAACAGACACUGUGUUCUGGUGGUGAGCACUUUUACGAACAAUCACGUGGUACAGGUGCACUUUAACAGAUUCGAAAUGGAAGGCUCGGACAGCUGCAAGUUUGAUUCUCUGAACAUUUACUCCGGGGAACGGGAAGAUUCCGCGUCUCUCGGUGGCCCCUACUGCGCUUCCAGCUUAAAUGGUCGCACGAUUCUAAGCAGUGGGAACACGAUGCGACUGGUGUUCAAGACGGACCAGUCUUAUUCGUUCUUAGGCUUUCAGGCCAAUUUCACGUUCUUGCCCAUGGAUCAUCUUGACAAAGAUUGCAGAUGCAGUGGGCAUGAAGUAUGCGUGGUACGGGGUUUUGAAAAGAUGUGCAUUGCUGGGUCCCAGUGUAAAAGCGUUUCUCACUGUGAGAAUGGAGCCACGUGUGUGAACAAUGGUAGUGUUGACCAUUGCUACUGUACUGCAGGGUACACUGGGAACUUCUGCACUGAAAUGGCAGGCUCUGCUGGUCGUCUAAAAUUUACACAUGCGCCUCAAAGCCGGACAGUAAAGAAAGGUGGGGAGUCUGACAACCUUUGUCAGGUGGAGAAACCUGCAUCAGGACCACCUGUCGUCUACUCUUGGUAUUUUAAAGGACGAAUCAUAGGCGAUUACCAAAGAAGUUCCAAAUUUGGAGACCAAGGACAGGGUCUGCUAAUGAUUGGCGACUUUAAUAAACAGUUGGAAGGAAGAUACACAUGUGUAGCUAGAGCGGGCAAUGCAACUGCGGAACACACAUUUACUCUAACAAUGGUAGAGGAAUGUCUGCUAGAGAUGCAAGGACCAUCGGAUUCAGAUUAUGAUACCGAUGAAACUGCCAUCGUGUUUUGUGCGGCCUACAGAGCAAAGGACGUUUGGUGGGAGAAAGAUAAUGUGAAAAUUAAAACGGAAUCAACCGGAAAAUUCAUUAAAAUGCAAAACAACUUUCUUCGUAUCGCUUACACAGCAACAAAUGACUCGGGUGUGUACACGUGCGUCGCCCAUGAUACAAAAGGCUGUGAGAGCAGACGCAGUGCACGGCUCACUGUAUUGAACAGGGGAAACUAUGAAAAAUAUUGUGGUAUUGCCUAUACAGAUCAAGUACGCAAAUACAUAGCCCAAGGUUACAUUUCUAUGGGCGAUGCAGCCUUACCAAAGGACAACCCCUGGCACGUCAGUUUAAUUUCAAAGGGACAAAAUCGUCCGUUUUGUGGUGGGUCAUUGAUAAGCCAAAAAUUUGUAGUGACCGCAGCCCAUUGUAUUGGCGACUAUAGACCAGUCAACGAUUUUCAGAAAAAUGUUAUGAUAGAAUUCGGAAGUUUGAAGUGUAACGCACCUGGAGAUUUAACCCGAGGUAUUAAGUCCAUCACUAUCCACCCUCAGUUCAACAAGACUGCACAAUAUGACAGUAACAUUGCAUUGCUGGAACUCAGUGAGCCAGUUGAGUAUUCGGAUAACGUGCGUCCAGCAUGUGUUCAAGAUUACUCCAAGAUUGAAAGACUAAUGAUUGGUUCAAGUAGUCCUCCUCAAGGAAAGGCAGUUGGAUGUGGUGUACUCCGGGAGGGUAGCAAACAACAACCAAAUGACCUUCAGCAAAUCUAUAUGCCGUACGUGCAGAGAUACGAUUGUGAAGAAGGUUUGGAAGGAACUAACUAUCGAAUAACAGAGAACACGUUUUGUGCAGGCCAGAAGAAACAGCGAGUUGGUGACGUGUGCGCUGGUGACAGUGGUGGUGGUUUCAUGAUGGAAACUCCGGGCACGUUUCAGUGGGUGCUCGCCGGUAUUGUCUCAUUCGGGUUCCUGUGUGACAGUCCUGACCACUACAGCUAUUUCACCAACGUUGGCAAAUUCUAUGGUUGGAUAGACGGCAUUGCCAAGUUCACCGAUGAAAAAGUCAACAUCGACUUUGUGUGUACAUUUUGAUUGAUGACAAUGCGUAGAUUGCAAUUCUGAAGAAAACAUUAACAUUGAUUCAUUUUGCUUCAAUGAGGGGAUGGCUUGUUGCAAACCAAAAUUUAGAUUAUCUUUAUAGUAUUACAUUUGUUCCGUGUAAAUAAAACAUCUGUGCUUAAGAAGUC
Messenger RNA from Dreissena polymorpha, 4817 nucleotides. RefSeq lists its product as uncharacterized. Lineage: Eukaryota; Metazoa; Mollusca; Bivalvia; Myida; Dreissenidae. The transcript has 33 exons. Gene Ontology annotation, biological process: proteolysis. The coding region runs from base 109 to 4662 and encodes 1517 amino acids. Gene Ontology annotation, molecular function: serine-type endopeptidase activity. The record is from RefSeq and is a predicted model, not a curated record.